Messenger RNA from Tachyglossus aculeatus (Australian echidna), 668 nucleotides. RefSeq names its product C-C motif chemokine ligand 21 (gene CCL21). Gene Ontology annotation, biological process: neutrophil chemotaxis; cellular response to tumor necrosis factor; G protein-coupled receptor signaling pathway. The coding region runs from base 56 to 427 and encodes 123 amino acids. The transcript is spliced from 4 exons. The record is from RefSeq and is a predicted model, not a curated record. Gene Ontology annotation, cellular component: extracellular region. Gene Ontology annotation, molecular function: chemokine activity; CCR chemokine receptor binding. NCBI's taxonomy places the organism in Eukaryota, Metazoa, Chordata, Mammalia, Monotremata, Tachyglossidae.
UAGUCCAGAGCUCUGUCCCUCUGGGCUCCUGGCUCCUGGCUCACAGCCUCCCACCAUGGCUUGGCCUCUGCCCCUGGCUCUGCUCCUCUUGGCCCUCACUGUCUGCUGUCCUGGAGCCCAAGGGGGAGACAACGGAGCCCCGGACUGCUGCCUGGCCUACACCCAGAAAGCAGUCCGCCUGAACAUCGUCCGUUCCUAUCGCCAGCAGGACAUCAACGGGGGUUGCACCAUCCCGGCUGUCAUCUUCAGCCCCAAAAACCUGAAAAGGAAGGAUAUAUGUGCCGACCCCGACAUGCCUUGGGUCCGGGAACUCCUGCGCAAGUUGGACAGGUUUCCAAAGAUGCCAUGCCGGAAAAACAGAAGCCAAGGCCAGAACUGCAGAAGGACAAAGGACACCCCAAAACCCAAGAGAAAGAGGGCCCAGUGACCCCCUCCCAGAUCCAUGCUGAUGGUCCCAAACUCAGCGGCCACCAGAACCGGAGCAGAUCUGGGACAGGAAGGGGCAAGGCUGACGUCGGGCAGGCCAGCCCCAGCUCUGCCUCCUCCCUCCAUAGGGCAGACCCCAGUUUUCCUGGAAUUGGAAGGAGCAGAGCAGCAGGGACCCCUCACCUCCCCCCAUCCCAUGUAAAUACCCUUUGGAUCAGACUCAAUAAACUGUGUGAACCCCA